AUGGCUAACGAGCCCUCUUGUCCCAGGUAAGUCAAAUAUUUAAAACUCUUUUGGAAUAACGCAAAAAAAGUUCAGCGAAGCGAAUUCAAAUUUUUUUGCAAGUCAUAACUCGAGCCAUGGCCUGAGGGUGUGAGGCAGAAAACAAAAAAAAAUGAAAAAUUGAGCCCGCCCAUUACGCCGCGAUAGGAAGUUAUGCAGAGCUAAUCAAGUAUAAACCCGACUAGUUUGGCCAGGACUUAUCACAAGUCGAGGUCGGGCGAAAGACGCGGAAAUUGCCUCAAAUCAAGCGCCGGGAUCCUUAUCAAGGGGUCUUGUCGCACGUGCAAAACAACUGAGACAUAAAUAACAGAACUAAUGCAGGGUACAAUAAGUUUAAUCAGACAAUUCUCAACCACUUAAUUUGACACCAAAUUGAGAGCCUAAAACCAAAAAAAAAAACGCCUGCAAGGAACCAAUUCUUGGCAUCGGCGCAAGUUCGUCUGCCGAUACGGUAGGUCCUCGAAUAUGGAUAUAUGUAAAAUAAUUAUGGAAACGAGGGCGGUGACUAUUUGAAACUCCACUUUCGGCGGGUCCAUUUGGAGUGAGUGGAUGGCCCCUUGACGGAAAUCCCCACCAAUUACAAUCAGUUCUGCGGGGCGUGAAAAGCUGUCAAAAACACGGGAGGCGAGAGGUGAAGGGGAUAAAGACCUAAUAAAUGCCUGCACACCCAUCCUAACACGGCUACCGGGUAUUCUCCUCUUGACCUUUUGAGGCGCCUCGAAAACGGAUUUGUAGUGCCUGAGGGCUCCCCGGGUAGAAGAACAAUCCAAUCAGGAAAUCCCCUCGGCUCCAUUGUCUCCGGCACAAAAAGCAGGGCCCGGAGUCGGGGCCGAAAAGCUUGCGGAAAGUUGAAAAGAAAAGGAGAAUCUCGGGUCCGAUGAUUACCGCGCGUCUUUAAGGCCAGGAGGAUUCCGCGAAUCCCCUUUCCGUGCGAAAGACGAUGUUGGACAUGGACCGGUCCGGGAGAGAAGGCCCGGAAUGCGGGAAGAGACCGGUCCCACGGUGAUGGCGGGCUCGUGGGAAUCUCCUGAGCACGGUCGGAGGGGAAUGUCUGAAGCCGGAGGACCAGAGUCGCAUCCAUUAACAUAA
Molecule: messenger RNA, 1128 nt
Organism: Bursaphelenchus xylophilus (pine wood nematode)
Lineage: Eukaryota; Metazoa; Nematoda; Chromadorea; Rhabditida; Aphelenchoididae
Source: the annotation of a GenBank genome assembly